Messenger RNA from Leptopilina heterotoma, 1286 nucleotides. RefSeq lists its product as uncharacterized. The record is from RefSeq and is a predicted model, not a curated record. The transcript has 3 exons. Gene Ontology annotation, biological process: rRNA processing. The coding region runs from base 141 to 1271 and encodes 376 amino acids. NCBI's taxonomy places the organism in Eukaryota, Metazoa, Arthropoda, Insecta, Hymenoptera, Figitidae.
UUUAGGUUACACUGCAUUGUUGAUGUUCUAACCUUUUCCACAUGUCUUAAAAGUAAAUAAAAAGACUUCAGUGAUAUUAAUGAUUACUUCCGAAAUGAUCAAAUGAAACAAUAAUAUUUUAAUAUAAUUCUGUUCAUUUUAUGCUGGAAAAAAUGCAGUCAUCAAUUGUUCGGUUGAACAAUUUGAUUUUAACUCCUAAUCUAAGUUUGUGUUUUUGUACUACCGGUGUACAAUAUACUCGGACAAGAGCAGGCAGAUUUAUAAACAAAAUGAUGGCUGAGGGUACAAAAAAAAAAGUAUCGAAUGCCUCAACGCGGCUUCCUUCUUUAAAAGGCGAAAUCGACAUACCAAAGCAUAGGACCCGUAGAACUGAAGUUCUCAACAAGCUUUUUAUGAAACACAUAACGGACCUAAUGGCAACAGGAGAAGUAGCUCCGGAACUUGUUGGCCGAGGAAUUGAUGUUUCUCAAGUUAAUAUCACAACUGAUCUCCAAUACGUCAAUGUGUAUUGGCACAGUAGAUUUGACCCAUCAUUUAACGAGGCAACUGAAAAAAUACUCCAUUCCUCUGAGGGACUGUUACAACACAAAUUGUCUCAGCUUCGAGUAAUAUCAAUUGUUCCUCCUAUUAGGUUUAUCAAGGAUAGAAGAUUAUUUUUCCUCAAUGAAAUCGAUAGGAGGUUAUCUGAAAUUAAUUUUGAUGAAGAUUUUGAACCAACAGACACAGUAAGCCGGAAGUGUGAGUCGGUUAUAUUCACUGAACUUUCACCCGAAGCAAAAAGUGAAAUUGCUCAAUUUAAUGUUGCUAAUGAAAAUGAAGAGAUUGAUGAUUGUUCUGUCGAUUUACCGGAAAUGCGUCAUGAUGUUCUUGGCUUAAAUUGCUCUUCUAUUAUGAACAAGAUUAAAAUCUCUUUAGAAAAAGUUCAACCAAAACAAAUUAUGUCUACGCCUGUCAGUAAAUUUCCCGAAAAUUUGACCGCCGAACAAUUCUUGUCAAAUAAUGAGAGACGAACAUUAUUUGACAGUUUUUUGAAACAACAAGAAAUUAAAGCCAGAUUGAAAAGAAAGUCUGCGAACUAUGAAGGAGAUUUUGAAAACAAUUAUAUUUAUGAUGAUAAUGAUGAUAUUGAGGAUGAUGAUUAUUUUAACAAUGAAGAUGAUUAUGAUGAUUACCAGGAAAAUUAUGAUAAUGAUAUCGAUGAUAUUCAUAACGAAAGCUAUAACGAAACACCAGAUAAUGAAGACUAUAUUCUAGAGAAUAAAGAUAGAUAAUUGUAAAUAAAUACA